Molecule: messenger RNA, 1281 nt
Organism: Sphenostylis stenocarpa
Lineage: Eukaryota; Viridiplantae; Streptophyta; Magnoliopsida; Fabales; Fabaceae
Source: the annotation of a GenBank genome assembly
AUGGAAAAUUGCAGUGGUGGAGGAGUGGUGUCAUACUCAGAAUCACGAUCUGAUGCCAAAUCUCAUGCUCCUAGAGUUGAUACUAAUAAGCCCAAGAAAAAGAGAGUGGUGGUUCUUGGAACAGGAUGGGCUGCUACCAGUUUCCUUAAGGAUCUCGAUGCUGCCUUAUACGAUGUUCAGGUUGUUUGCCCACGUAACUACUUUGCAUUCACGCCUUUAUUACCCAGUGUCACUCGUGGGACAGUGGAAGCUAGGAGCAUUGUGGAGCCAAGAAAGGGAGAAAUUAAAUUUUGGGAGGCAGAAUGCCUGAAGAUCGACUCUGCAAAGAAACAGUCUGCUGCUAAGCCAAAAAUGUACCGUGUCAUCUCCCAGGAGAUAGAGGAUGCUCAGAAGAUCAGACAGUCGGUGAUAGAUUGCUUUGAGAAGUCUGUGCUUCCAUCUCUGUCUGACGAAGAACGAAGGACAAAUCUGCAUUUUAUAGUUGUUGGAGGGGGUCCAACAGAUAUAGUGAAGAUAACAGUGAUUCAAUCAGGAGAUCACAUCUUGAACACGUUUGAUACAAGAAUUACUUCAUUUGGCGAGCUUAAGUUUGGAAGAGAUGGUAUAGAAAUUAAAACAGGAUGUCGAGUUGUCAAUAUUAAUGACAAGGAAAUCACAGUAAAAGUGAAAUCAACAGGAGAGUUGAGUUCUCUACCCCAUGGAUUGGUUGUCUGGUCCACUGGAAUUGCAACUCGUCCAGUUGUGAGAGAUUUUAUGGAACAAAUUGGUCAGAAUGAUGCCAAAGGAAAUGAUAGGGAAGAAACAGACAUGGAAGAGUUUAGGAUGGCCCUUUGUCAUGUGGAUUUGCAGAUGAAGAGCCUGCCAGCUAACUGCACAGGUAAGUUAUACACAUGUGGAUUCACCAGAAACUCAAAGCUUGCUAUUGCACACGUUGCUUCACAACAGGGUGCAUAUCUGGCUAGUUGCUUUAACCGUAGGGAUCAGUGUGCAGAGCAGCCUGAAGGUCCUCUAAGAUUUGGAAAAUCUGGACGCCAAAAGUUUCGUCCCUUCAGGUAUAAGCAUUUUGGGCAAUUUGCUUCCCUUGGUGGGGAGCAAGCAGCCGCAGAACUUCCUGGAGACUGGCAAGCAAGUGAGCUGGCGCACAAGAGUGAUAGUCAUUUCAGAUUGGACAAGAAGAUUCAUAUUUGGGAGAGAUUGAAGUUAAUCUCUUUGCCCCUCCUUCCAUUGGAGACAUCUCUAUUUGAUGAUAAAAUUCAACAAAUGCAUCAACAAAUUAGCUAA